AUGCAAAACAUCAGCAACCCUUUUAGACUUGAUACUGAUCCAAAAAACUGCGGAAACUAUAACUAUACCUUGUACAGUGAGAACAAUACUUCUGCCAUAUUGUACUUGUAUGCAGUAAAAUAUUACGUGCAGGCAAUCAACUAUGAAAAUUUCACAGUCCGAGUGGUGGAAGCCGGUAUUCAAAAAGGCAACUGCUCCUCCCUUUCUUUGGCUGAUGCAAACGUCAGUACUCUCGAAGGUCGAUUUUCUCCGUAUUACUACAAAUGGAGCAAAUAUAGGCCACCUUCGUUAUAUCAAUUUGUGAUUUUCGUCAACUGUGAAAAUCCAGUGAAUUCAACUCUUUAUGUGGACACUGCUCCUUGCCUUAAUUAUGGAGUAAGCAACUCUUCCAACUCUUCUCCUGCAACUCAUUACUAUGUGGUUUUUGGGGGUACGACAGCCUCAGAUUUAAUGGAACGGUGUAGCAUGGUGAAAAGAAUGCCGCUUAGGGAGAAGGAUUACACGAAUAUGUCCUUCAAAGAAAUUUACAGUGACAUCUCAUAUGGGUUUGAGCUUUCGUGCUUAUGCCAGACGAAACCGUGUCCAAUGGGUACUCGAAUAUAUCAGUUAUUAUCUCCGGUGUGCACUCAUUUUAUUAGUAUCGAUGGUGCAGUUGAUAUUUUCCUUUAG
Messenger RNA from Dovyalis caffra, 669 nucleotides. Lineage: Eukaryota; Viridiplantae; Streptophyta; Magnoliopsida; Malpighiales; Salicaceae. The record is from the annotation of a GenBank genome assembly.